Messenger RNA from Amaranthus tricolor (Joseph's coat), 13507 nucleotides. RefSeq lists its product as uncharacterized. Gene Ontology annotation, cellular component: extrinsic component of membrane. The transcript is spliced from 64 exons. Gene Ontology annotation, biological process: protein targeting to vacuole; protein retention in Golgi apparatus. Lineage: Eukaryota; Viridiplantae; Streptophyta; Magnoliopsida; Caryophyllales; Amaranthaceae. Bases 296 to 13255 code for a protein of 4319 amino acids. The record is from RefSeq and is a predicted model, not a curated record.
AUACUCUUCCCGUAUCAUCCUUUCUACUUUUCCUACUGGAAGCGAACAUUUCAAACUUUUCUUGCUCAAUAAACUGCCAGCCUUAACUCAUAAUCUUCGAAUCUCUCUCUCGAUUCUUUCUGUCUCCUCUCCCUUAAGAUCCUCCAUUUUCAAAUUUCCAAGUUUUGGCUGUUUCUCUCCAAUGAUUACUUACGAUAUCGAAUAUUUUCGAAACUUUUGUGCGGAGUAGAGAGGUUUUGGUAGCGAAUUUGUGUGAAUGAGAUAUUGUUGGUUGUAGUGAUCGAGGACGACGAAAAUGUUGGAGGAUCAAGUCGCUUACUUACUUCAAAGAUAUUUAGGGAAUUAUGUCAAAGGUCUUAGCAAAGAAGCUCUCAAAAUUAGUGUUUGGAAUGGUGAUGUAGAGUUAACUAACAUGCAACUAAAGCCUGAGGCACUCAAUGCUUUAAAAUUGCCAAUCAAAGUAAAGGCUGGAUUUCUUGGAUCUGUCAAACUCAAGGUUCCUUGGAGUAGGCUUGGGCAAGAUCCUGUGCUAGUUCACCUUGAUCGAAUAUUUUUGUUAGCUGAACCUGCCACACACAUUGAAGGAGGCAGUGAAGAUGCUAUUCAGGAGGCCAAAAGAAGUAGAAUACGGGAAAUGGAAAUGAAGUUGUUGGAAAGAGCCGAACACUUAAAGACCGAAGAACUGAACAAAUCUUGGUUAGGAUCGUUAAUUAGCACCAUAGUUGGAAACCUGAAGCUUUCAAUUUCAAAUAUCCAUAUCAGAUAUGAAGAUGGUGAAAGCAACGUUGGCCACCCAUUUGCUGCUGGUGUAACCUUGGGCAAACUUUCAGCUUUCACUGUGGAUGACGCUGGAAAUGAAACUUUUGUUACUGGGGGUGCAUUAGACAAUAUCCAGAAGUCUGUGGAAUUGGAGCAUUUAGCUUUCUAUUUCGAUUCUGAUGUUACACCUUGGCGUAUCGACAAACCAUGGGAGGAUUUGCUUCCUUCUGAAUGGUCUCAGGUUUUCAAGUUUGGGACAAAGGAUGGCAAAGUGGCCGGAAGUUGUGUGGAUAAACAUAGCUAUAUCCUUGAACCAGUAUCUGGAAAGGCAAAGUACCUAAAAUUGCGGUCAGAUGUUUCUCCUGUUACCAAUCAACCCUUGCAGAAGGCAGUAAUAAACUUGGAUGAUGUGACGAUUUGUUUAUCCAAGGAUGGUUAUGGAGAUAUGUUGAAGUUAGCAGAUAAUGUUGCUGCUUUUAAUCAACGUUUGAAGUAUGCACACUAUCGGCCACUUGUCUCAGUUAAAUCUGAUCCUAGGUCCUGGUGGAAGUAUGCGUACAAGGCUGUAUUAGAUCAAGUAAAGAGGGCUAGUGGGAGAUUAUCAUGGGAGCAGGUGCUGAAGUUUGCAAGUCUAAGGAAGAAAUAUAUUUCUGUAUAUGCUUUGCUACUAAAAUCAAAUCCAAGUCAGGCUGUGGUUGAUGACAAUGAUGAAGUUCGUAAAUUAGAUCGUGAGCUUGAUAUUGAUCUUGUUGUGCAGUGGAGGAUGGUUGCUCACAGAUUUGUGGGACAGUCAAUAGAAUCAGACUUGAGGAAACAGCGAGAGAAGAAGUCAUGGUGGUCUUUUGGGUGGGGCGCUGAAUCACCCCAAACUGAGAAUGAAACGUUACAGUUCACUGAUGAGGACUGGGAACGCUUGAACAAAGUGAUAAAAUACAAGGAAGGUGAUGCUGGACAAUAUCUUGAAGCCAGAAAAGAUGUAAUGCAUACUGCAUUUGAGCUUCACAUGAAACGGAAUGCGUCAAAGUUGAUUGAUGGGGAUGAAUGUGUUGCUGAAUUGUCUUGUGAGAGCCUGAAGUGCUCAGGAAGUCUAUAUGCAGAGACAAAGAUUUUAGACCUGAAGUUGGGCUCAUAUCAUCUUAAAUCACCACAUGGGCUUUUAGCUGAGAGUGCUACUGUCCAUGAUUCUCUUGCCGGUACCUUUGUUUAUAAGCCUUUUGAUGUGGAGGUUGACUGGAGUUUUGUUGCAAAAGCUUCUCCUUGUUAUAUAACCUAUCUUAAAGAAUCACUCGAUCAGAUUGUAAAGUUUUUUGAGAGCACUAAUGUCAGCCAAACAUUAGCUAUAGAGACUGCAGCUGCUUUUCAGACGACCAUUGAUGAAAUGAAGCGGACAGCACAAGAGCAAAUGUCUAGGGCUUUGAGGGAUCAAAGCAGGUUUCUGCUCGACCUGGAUAUUGCAGCUCCCAAGAUUACAAUUCCUACAGAAUUUUAUCCAGAUGGUCAACAUGCUACAAAACUUUUGCUCGAUUUGGGAAAUCUUACAAUCCGUACAAAGGAUGACCAUGGAUCAGAAUCAUCUGAAAUCAAACAUUUGUACUUGCAAUUUGAUAUGGUACUCAGUGAUGUAUCUGCUUUCCUAGUGGACGGUGAUUACUCCUGGGGAGAAGUGUCUUUGAGAGGGCAACCUAGUUCUUUGAAGGCAUCAAGUGUGAAUUUUUUGCCUGUUAUGGACAAAUGUGGUGUGGUUCUCAGGCUCCAACAGAUAAGGGUGGACAAUCCAUCACAUCCUCCCAUGAGAGUGGCUGUUCGGGUGCCAUCUUUGGGAUUUUAUCUUUCCCCAGCUCGCUAUCAUCGCUUGAUGCAAGUAGUAAAGAUAUUUACGGAUGAUGACAAGGGAGCAGAACCUUUGCGUCCAUGGAAGCAAGCUGAUUUUGAGGGCUGGGUUUUCCUUUUAACUCGGAAGGGAGUAGGAAACAGGGAUGCUGUUUGGCAGCGAAGAUACUUCUGUUUAGUUGGGCCAUUCCUUUACAUACUAGAGAGCCCAGACUCCAGAACCUACAGACAAUAUCUAAGUUUGAGAGGCAAACAACUCUAUAAGGUGCCUGCCGAAAUCGUUGGUGAUGAGGAACACGUACUUGCUAUAUGUGAUGCUACACGUAUCCAAGCCAUGGGCAAGGUUGUUGAGCAAGCAAAUGUAUUGAUCUUGCGCUUUGAUUCAGACGACUCUCAGAGCGUGUGGCACACCCGCCUUCGGAGUGCUAUAUAUCGUGCAUCAAUUUCUGCUCAAAUUAGUACUUUGUCUGAAUCGUCAUCGGAUGCUGAAAGCUCAGAAUCUGAUACUAUGGAGCGUAAUGGCGCUGUUGAUGAUAUACACACAGAGAAAAUAUUUAUAACUGGUGUGUUAGAUGAGUUAAAAAUCGCUUUCAACUAUAAUCAGGAGCAUGACCAAAGUUUUAUGAAGAUGCUGCUAUCUGAAGAGAAGCACUUGUUUGAAUUCCGAGCUGUUGGAGGUCUGGUGGAGAUUGUGAUCAAGGAAAAAGAUAUGUUCAUCGGAACACUCUUGAAAUCCUUGGAGAUAGAAGAUUUAGUAUGUAGAGGAACAUCUCAAUGUCGUUAUCUGGCUAGGUCAUUCAUUGGAGCCCCUGAUGUGAGCAUGAUAUCUGAAGAAUCCAGACAGAGCAGUAAUGGUGAAUUCUCUACUGAAGGCGAUGAUAAGUUUUAUGAGGCUCCAGAGAAUCUCCCUGAGAGUGACUUUGUCAUUCCUGAAGUAUCAUCAUUUAAACCCCCCAGCUUUAGCAGGGUGCCUGGUCUUCUGCCAGAUAGCUCCAUUCAUUCUACAGCACAGAAAAAUGGGGAUGUUGAUGAAUUUGGAAGUUUUGUUAAAGCUCAAAUAAUAAUCUAUGACCAGAAUUCUCCUUUCUAUAGUAAAAUAGACAAUAUGGUUGUGGUGACCCUUGCCACCUUAUCAUUUUUCUGUCGUAGGCCUACAGUUGCUGCUGUUAUGGAUUUUGUGAGUGGAAUCACUGUUGAAGAUUCAAGUUGUGAAUCUUUUAGUGAUACCUCGUCAAUAGCGAAUCAGCAGCUUGAAAUUCCUAUUGAAGAUACUGAUCCACAAAAUUCGAAUGUUGUUGCUCAUCCUGUUGUCAAGGGUCUCUUGGGAAAGGGGAAAUCCAGAAUAAUCUUUUGCCUAGUCUUAAAUAUGGCUCGUGCCGAGAUUGUUCUUGUGAAGGAAGAUGAAAGGAAGCUCGCUACUUUGUCACAAGAUAACUUUCUUACUGAUAUUAAGGUUUUUCCUUCAUCAUUCAGUGUCAAAGCUGCCAUAGGUAAUCUGAGGAUAAGCGAUGACAGUCUCUCUCCUGAACACUUCUAUUUUUGGGCCUGUGACAUGAGGAACCCUGGGGGCAGUUCAUUUGUGGAGAUGUUUUUCUCUUCAUAUAGCUCGGAUGAUGAUGAUUAUAAAGGGUUUGAUUACAGCCUCUCUGGACAACUUUCUGAAGUGAGGAUUGUGUUCUUGAAUCGCUUUAUUCAGGAGGUAGUGAGUUACUUUGUGGGUCUUGCUCCCAACACUUCGAAUAGUGUUGUCAAAUUGAAAGAUCAGGUCACUGAUUCUGAGAAGUGGUUUACUACUAGUGAAAUUGAGGGUUCGCCUGCUAUGAAGCUGGACUUAUCACUUACAAGGCCGAUAAUUUUAAUGCCUCGUAGAACGGACAGUCUCGAUUUUCUGGAGCUUGAUGUGUUGCAUAUAACUGUCCAGAAUACCUUCCAGUGGUUUAAUGGCACUAAACACGAAAUGAAUGCUGUUCACAUUGAAACAUUGACUAUAAUGGUUGAAGAUAUCAAUUUGAAUGUUGGAGCGGGAAAAAAAUUGGGUGAUAGCAUAAUUCAAGAUGUCAAUGGAUUGUCAAUUGUUCUUUGGCGCUCACUUCGAGACUUGUUACAUCAAAUUCCAAGUAUAGAAGCGACAAUAGAGAUGAAUGUACUGAAAGCUUCUUUGUCUAACAAAGAAUACCAGAUCAUUACAGAAUGUGCACAAUCAAAUUUUUCUGAGAUUCCCAAUACUGUGCCUCCACUACAAUGGAAUCACAAAACACCAACCAUUGAUUUGGUCGAGUCUGAAGCUACUUUGGAUUUAGAACCAACUGAAAUUGAAUCUCAUACUAGAGAAGUCUGGAUCAACAUGAAAGUCAUUGUUGCUAUUAACUUAAUGGAAUUAAGCUUGCAUUCAGGUCCAGCAAGAGAUUCACCCCUGGCUACGGUGCAGAUGAACAAUGCAUGGCUUCUUUACAAGUCUACCACAAUUGGAGAUAGCUCUCUAUCUGUCACACUCCAAAGUUUUAAUGUACUAGAUGACCGCGAGGGUACUCAGGAACAGUUUAAACUGGCAAUUGGACAGCCAAAGAGUGUAAAGUAUAGUUCUUUAGGCUUUGAGAAUGAAAUUGGGCAGAUAGAUGCUACAAUGCUUAUUGUCGAUGCAACAUUCAGUGAGGAGUCAUCAUUUAUCUGUUUGUGUAUACAAAGGCCUCAAUUGCUUGUUGCACUUGAUUUUCUACUGGCAGUGAUUGAAUUCUUUGUCCCAACAGUGCGGGGCAUCAUAUCAAAUGAGGAGGAUGAAAUACCAAUGAAUUUAGUUGAUGCAAUCAUUUUGAAUGAAUCUGUGUACAUCCAACCCACUGUCGAAUGUACCAUUUCUCCUCACAAACCUCUGAUCAUUGAUUAUGAAAAAUUUGAUCAUUUUAUCUAUGAUGGAAAUGGUGGGACCUUAUUGCUGAAAGAUAGACAGGGCUCCAUUAUUUCAUCUUGUAGUACAGAAGCAAUAAUCUACGUUGGAAAUGGAAAAAGAUUGCAAUUCAAAAACAUUGUCAUCAAGGAUGGUCGAUUUUUGGACUCUUGUGUGGUAUUAGGAGCCAACAGUAGCUAUUCUGCUUCUGAGGAUGAUCAUGUUGUCUUGAAGUAUGAAGAUGGACCUCCAGAAAAUACUUUAAGGAAUAUUCAAGUUACAGAGCUCCAAAAUACUGAAAAUAGAAAACCUUCAGAAUUCAUAAUUGAGUUGCAGGCAAUAAGUCCAGAACUUACUUUUUAUAGCUCAUCAAAAGACAUUGGUAAUUCAGCAAGUUUGUCCAACAAACUUCUGUAUGCUGAACUGGAUGCAUUUUCCAGAAUUGUGUUGAAGGGUGAAACUAUGGAAAUGACAGCAAAUGCACUUGGAUUGACUAUGGAGAGCAACGGAGUCAGAAUUUUAGAGCCAUUUGAUACAAGCAUCAACUUUUCGAGAGUUGCUGGAGAGACAAACAUACAUCUCUCAGCUUCUGAUAUAUUCAUGAAUUUUUCCUUUAGCAUCUUGCGCCUUUUUCUGGCUGUUCAAGAAGAUAUUUUGUCCUUUUUAAGAAUGACUUCGAAGAAAUUGACAGUCAGUUGUUCUGAGUUUGACAAAGUAGCUGUGGUGGAGUAUCCCCAGAAUGACCAAAUUUUUGCCUUUUGGAGACCUCGCGCACCCCCUGGUUUUGUUGUUCUCGGUGACUAUUUGACUCCGGUGGACAAGCCACCUUCCAAGGCAGUUCUUGCUGUAAACAAGAACCUUGUGAAACUCAAGAGACCUGAGUCUUACCGAUUGAUAUGGCCAAGUAGUACGUUUAAUGAUGUUUCUGACUCAGAAGGCAUCAACAGACUGGUCAAUGUCAUCCAGGAGGCAAAUGUAAACUGUUCAAUUUGGUAUCCUGUGGCGCCAAAAGGUUAUGUUGCUCUGGGAUGUGUAGUUUCAUCUGCAACAGUACCACCUCCAUUGUCGUCUUCGUUUUGCAUCUUGGCUUCUUUGGUUUCUCCUUCUCCAUUGAGAGACUGUGUGAUGAUUGGAGCAGGCAAUGAACAUUCGCUGACUUUGCCCCUCUGGCGUGUGGAUAAUUGUGCUGGGACAUUCUUGCCAACAGAUCUUAAUUCAAUGAAGCUAGUUGGUGGAGCAUAUGACUUGCGUCGUAUAUUCUUUGGGUUAUCAGAGCUCUCACCAGAUGUUCCCAGAAGUAUUCCUAGUCAGAUAUCGCCACAAAAUGGAUCCUUAUCUGCCGAGUCUGCAAUCGCAAAUUCUGGACGGCAUUAUGAAGUUGUUGCAAGCUUCCGUCUAAUUUGGCGAAAUCAAGGUUCGAGGUCAAAAAAGAAACUAUCUAUAUGGCGCCCGGUGGUGCCACAGGGGAUGGUGUACUUUGGUGAUAUUGCCGUCAAAGGGCAUGAACCUCCAAAUGCCUGCAUUGUUGCUGAAGAUACUGGUGAUGAACUGUUCAAAGAACCUUCAGACUUCCAGAUGGUUGCGAGGAUUAAGAAGCAAUGGGGAACUGAGCCUGUUUCUUUUUGGUUGCCUCAAGCUCCGCCUGGCUAUGUUCCUCUGGGCUGUAUAGCCUGUAAAGGAUCACCAAAGGAAUAUGACUGUAGCUCAUUGAGAUGCAUACGGAGUGACAUGAUUACUAGCGAUCAUUUUUCUGAAGAAAGCUUGUGGGAUACAAAUGAUGCUGGGCUUAGAUCAGAACCAUUUAGCAUAUGGACAAUAGGUGGGGAAUUAGGAACAUUUCAUGUCAGGAGUGGAUACAAGAAACCCUCCAAAAGAUUCGCAGUGAAGCUUGCACAUAAAUGUGCGACAGAUGGCAAGGAGGAUACAUUCAUUGAUGCAGAAAUUAAAACAUUUUCUGCUGCAUGUUUUGAUGACUUUGGUGGAUUGAUGGUCCCAUUGUUUAAUGUAUCCUUAAGUGGUAUAGGAUUCUGUUUACAUGGAAGGCCUGACUACUCAAAUUCCAAUGUCAACUUCUCUCUUGCAAUAAGGUCAUACAAUGACAAGUAUGAAGCUUGGGAGCCUGUGGUGGAGGCAGCUGAUGGAUUUUUGAGGUAUCAGUAUGACUUAAAUUCCCCUAGUGCUGCUUCACAGUUACGUCUCACUUCCACAAAAGAUUUGAAUGUGAAUCUUUCUAGUUCCAAUAUCAAUAUGAUUCUCCAGGCUUAUGCAAGCUGGAGCAGCCUCAGUGAAGUCCAAGAGUCCUACAUCAGAAGAGAAAUAUUUUCUCCAACUCAGAAAGAUAUCUCUGCUGACAGUGUGCAUCAUAAAAGAAAUUAUUUCAUUAUUCCAUGUAACAAGCUCGGUCAAGACAUUUUUAUUCGGGCCACUGAAAUCAGGGAGCUUUCAAGUGUGGUAAUGAUGCCAUCUGGGGAUAUGAAGCCUCUAAAAGUUCCUGUAUCAAAAAAUAUGUUGAACUCCCACUUAAGAGGGAAUAUUGACCAAAAGAUUUAUACAAUGGUGACAUUGAUAAUUGCUGAAGCACAUUUCAAAAAGGUGGAUGGUCUGUCUUCUAGUCAGUAUGCUGUAGCAGUGCGCCUUAGUUCUGAACCGAUGCUAUCAGAUGUCAAAGUACUCGAUCAGCAACAAAGUGUGCGUACAUGUGGCCGGCGCGCUGAGGCAUGCAGUUCUUCUGAGCUUGAUAGUGUUAAAUGGAGUGAAGUUUUUUUCUUUAAAGUUGACUCUCCGGAUAAUUACCAGUUGGAGCUUAUCAUGACUGACAUCGGAAAAGGAGAUCUAGUUGGAUCGUUUUCCAUCCCCUUGAAACAAAUAGCAGCUUUUGAAGGUUCAUAUUCCCAUGAUGAUGGCAAUAAAUGGAAAUGGGUUGAUCUAUUUCCUCCGGAACCUAAGAUGUUGUCCAAGGGAGAGACUUCAAACAAAUCACAUGGAAGAUUAAAGCUCUCUGUUCUUUUCUCAUCAAAUUCAAAAUUCGAAGCGGAAACCAGGAAGGAUCCGUUUGCUGAUGGUAAAAAGUCUGGGUUUAUCCAGAUUAGUCCCAGCAGGGAAGGGCCAUGGACUACAGUAAGGUUGAAUUAUGCUGCUCCUGCUGCUUGUUGGAGAUUAGGCGAUGACGUUGUUGCAAGUGAAGUUAGUGUUCGAGAUGGCAAUAGAUAUGUGAACAUCAGAUCCCUUGUUUCAGUUCGUAAUGAUACUGAUUUCACACUUGAUUUGUGCCUGAGGGCCAAGGAACAAUCUGAAUCAAUGAGGGGACUGAAUGAUCCACGGGCACAUGACAAGUUAAAUUUGAAUAAUGAAAGGAUAGAAACCGUAGAUUUUUUUGAAGUAGAAAAGUAUGUACCUGAUGUUGGUUGGGUUUGUUGCUCUGGAAAGCCUUGUACAGAUCAAUCAGCUGGUGGUGUAAUUGACAAGAUAAUCUCAGGAGAAGGAUCACCGUUGGGAUGGGUAUGGGAUGAUGAUUGGCAUCUUGAUAAGGCAUCAUCUUGUAGCUCUGGUGGAUGGGCUUAUGCUCCGGAUCAGGAAAGACUAAGGUGGCCAGAGUCUUAUGAUGCCGGAAAUUAUGUGUUACAUGCAAGGCAACGCAGAUGGAUCAGAAAUAGGAAACGGAUCUCGAGUGAUGCACAACAACUUGUAUCCAUUGGGAUCCUUAAGCCUGGUGAAUCUACUCCACUUCCUCUUGCGUGUGUGACGCAAGCUGGAUCUUAUGUUUUGUUGUUACGACCGUUAAAUUUUGGUAUUUCAGAUGAAUAUGCUUGGAGUAAAGUAGUAGAAAAGCCUGCUGAAAUACAGAGUUCUGGUGAACCUCAAGAAGAUGAUGUGAUUUGCGUAUCCGAUCUGGUGGAAUCUGAGAAACUUUUGUACUGUGAACAGAAUAGUGGAACUUCUUCUCGUGGCUCCCAUGGAAUGUGGUUCUGCUUGAGUGUGCAGGCUACCGAAAUUGCAAAAGAUAUUCGCUCAGAUCCCAUCCAGGAUUGGUGUCUUGUGGUUAAGUCCCCUUUAAAUAUUGCCAAUUAUCUUCCCUUGAUAGUUGAGUAUUCAAUUCUGGAAAAGCAAGCAAGUGGUCACUUUGUUGCACAUUCUAGAGGCAUUUUUUCCCCUGGGAAAGCUGUGAAUGUAUAUGCUGCUGAUGUUACAAAAUCUUUAUUCUUGUCUCUGCUUCCACAAAAAGGGUGGCUUCCAUUGCAUGAAGCUGUUCCCAUAUCUCAUCCUGGUGGAGUGUCAUCCACAACUCUGAGUUUAAAAAGUUCAAUUUCUGGAAGGAAUGUUCAAGUUGUUCUUGAGCAAUUUCAUGGCAAAGAACAACCAUCAAUGCCGAAGGUCGUCAGAAUUUACGCCCCCUAUUGGUGUGCUGUUGCCAGAUGCCCUCCUCUUACAUUUAGGCUAGUCGAUUUGGCUGACAGAAAGGCAGAAAAAAUUACCUCUCCAUUGAAAUCACGAAAUAGCAAUUCAGAAACAAGUGGAAAAAUUACUGAAGAUGAAUUUCAGGAAGGUUGCACAAUUGCUUCAUCUCUGAGCUUCAAAUCAGUGGGACUACAAGCAUCUAUUGCCAAUGAUGGUGAAGAUUCAUUUGGACCCGUUAAGGAUCUUUCUCCACUUUGUGAUAUGGAUGGAUCACUGGAUUUGUCUGCUUAUGAUUCUGCUGGUAAUUAUAUUCGAAUGUUCAUAACCAUCAAACCUUGCCCUUAUCAAUCGAUUCCUACAAAGGUAAUCUCCAUCAGACCAUACAUGACUUUCACAAACAGAACAGGUCAGGAUGUCUUUAUUAAGCUGAGCAGCAACAAUGAACAAAAGGUCUUAAGGAAAUCAGAUUCAAGAGUGUGCUUUCUUUUUCAGGAAACAAAUGAAUGUAAUAAACUUCAGAUUCGCUUGGGGGAUACCAACUGGUCAUUUCCUAUUGAGAUCCAUAAGGAAGACACACUCUCUCUUGUUUUAAGGAAGGAAAAUGGCAAACGUUUAUUUGUGACGAUGGAAGUUCGAGGCUAUGAGGAAGGAUCACGGUUCAUUGUAGUUUUCCGUCAAGGCUCAAAAUGUCCCUUCAGGAUUGAAAAUAGAACGAGUAAGGCAAUUAAUCUCAGUCAGAGUGGAUUUGGUGAUGAUCACUUAAUCCACUUGAUACCUCUGUCUACAACAAACUUUUCUUGGGAUGAUCCGUACGGUGACAAAACUAUCAAUGUUAGUGUCUAUAGUGAUAAUAGAGUGAGUACAUCAACACUCAAUUUGGAAACUGCAGUAAUGUGUAUACUCGAAGGAACAGGAGUACAGUUUCAACUUGUGGACACUGGCAAUAUCACUGUUGCUCGAUUCACGGAGGAACAACCGUUCAGGUAUACUGAUGGCCACCGAAGGCUUGAAACUGGGGAGAGUCUUCCGAUGCAGAGAGCAGUGCGAAGUACUGUUUCACCCUUUGAAGUUACUGUAGAACUUGGUGUGCUUGGUAUCUCUGUGAUAGACCACAGACCUAGAGAGCUUUCUUAUUUAUACUUGGAGAAGGUCUAUAUAGCAUAUUCAACUGGCUAUGAUGGCGGGACUACGAGCAGGUUCAAACUCACUAUAGAUCAGUUACAGAUGGAUAAUCAGCUUCCCUUGACGGCGAUGCCGGUUUUACUUGCACCUGAGCAAACUGAUAUGCUACAUUCAGUAUUGAAAAUGAAACUAACAAUUCGAAAUGAGAACACUGAUGGCAUCCAAGUGUAUCCAUAUGUGUUUAUACGAGUGACUGAUAAAUGGUGGAGGCUCAAUAUUCAUGAACCAAUUAUUUGGGCUGCAAUGGAUUUUUACAAUAACCUACAGCUUGAUCGUCUUCCACAAAACCCAAAUGUUACACAAGUUGAUCCAGAGAUACGUAUCGACCAUGUAGAUGUAUCUGAAGUAAGAUUGAAAGUUGCUCUGGAAACAGCACCAGCUCAAAGACCGCAUGGGGUUUUGGGAGUUUGGAGUCCUUUAUUAUCAGCCAUCGGCAGUGCAUUUAAAAUUCAAAUUCACUUACGAAAGGUUAUGCACAGAGACAGAUUCAUGCGAAAGAGCGCUGUGGUUCCUGCCAUUACAAAUCGAAUCUGGAGGGAUUUAAUACACAAUCCUCUGCAUCUCAUACUUUCAGUUGAUGUACUAGGCAUGACAAGAUCUACUUUAGCUUCGCUUAGCAAAGGUUUUGCUGAGCUUUCUACUGAUGGACAUUUCCUACAAUUACGUUCAAAGCAGGUAUGGUCUAGAAAAAUUACAAGUGUAGGUGAUGGCUUUAUCCAAGGAACUGAAGCUCUGGCACAAGGUGUUGCAUUUGGCGUGUCGGGAGUUGUUAGGAAGCCUGUUGAGAGUGCUAGGCAGAAUGGUGUUCUAGGACUUGCUCAUGGAUUGGGGAGAGCUUUCGUGGGGUUCAUUGUGCAACCCAUGAGUGGAGCACUAGAUUUUCUUUCGUUAACUGUUGAUGGCAUUGGUGCAAGUUGUGCCAGAUGCUUUGAAGUGUUGAACAACAGGAGCUCGCUGCAAAGAAUCAGAAAUCCGCGAGCCAUACAUUCAGAUAGUAUUCUUCGGGAAUACGAUGAAAAAGAAGCUCUCGGACAGAUGACACUUUGGCUUGCGGAAGCUAGUCAUAACUUAGGAUGCACAAAAAUCUUUAAAGAACCCUCCAAAUAUGCUUGGUCCGACUACUAUGAAGAUCAUUUCAUGUUGCCUCAAUUAAGGAUAUUAUUGGUUACGAACAAAAGGGUUAUGCUUCUUCAGAUCAAAGAUUUGGAGAAUAUGGACAAAAAACCUAGCAAGAUCAUGUGGGAUGUACCUUGGGAAGACCUGUUAGCACUUGAGUUAGCAAAAGCAGGAAGACCUCAACCGUCUCAUCUGAUUCUUCAUCUUAAGACUUUCAAUAGAUCUGAGCCGUUUGCUCGGAUCAUCAAGUGCAAGUCUGUUGAAGGAUCUGAAGGUGGAGAACCGCUAGCAGUUAAAAUCUGCAUGACUGUACGAAAAAUGUGGAAAGCCUAUCAAUCUGAUACAAGAAGCUUAAUUUUAAAGGUACCUUCAAGUCAGAGACGUGUGCACUUCUCUUGGAGUGAAGCUGAUAGGAGAGAUCUUCAAAGCCAAAAUAAAGCUACUGUUAUUUCAAGGGAAGCGUCAUCAUCUAGUUCAGUGUCGCAUGAGAGGAGGUUUGUAGAACACAGUUUCAACUUUGUUAAGAUUUGGAGUAGCAAUAUGGAAUCUAAAGGCAGGUGCACGUUGUGUAGAAAGAAGGCUGUUGGGGAUGAUAUCAUAUGUAGCAUCUGGAGACCAGCUUGUCCUUCUGGGUAUGUGUCUAUUGGUGACGUAGCUCAUAUUGGUGGUCAUUCGCCAAGCAUUGCUGCUGUCUAUCAUUACAAUGAUCAGAUGUUUGCACUUCCAGUGGGCUUUGACUUGGUAUGGAGGAAUUGUGCAGACGAUUAUAUAACUCCAGCAUCUAUAUGGCUUCCACGAGCUCCAGAAGGAUUUGUCACCCUAGGAUGUGUGGCUGUACCAGGAUUCAAGGAGCCCGAACCCAAUGUAGUCUAUUGUGUGGCAGAAUCAUUAGUUGAGGAUGCAGAAUUUGAGGGAGAAAUGAUCUGGUCUUCACCAGAUUCAUAUCCAUGGCCCUGUUACUUUUAUCAGGUUCAGAGUCCUGCUCUUCAUUUUGUAGCUUUAAGACAGUCCAGGGAAGGUUCUGAGUGGACUCCAAAGAAGGUGCGUGAGGAUGUGCUUUCUUCAUCGGUCUCAUUUGAGACUCACUGAGCCGUGCUCCUUUUAUUGGAAAUAUUGUUUUCUUUUAAACAUCCUGUGUUUAUACCAUACAUAGGGUCUUGCUAUUGAUGUACAUAUAUUAAAUACUUUUCUGGAGCGAUGUUCUCGUCUGCAUAGAAAAUACAGUUUUGGGCCUUUUGACUGCUAGAUGUCUGAGAACAUUUUUUUGAAUAUGUAGUAUAAUACUGUAAUUCAUGAUUGUAAAAUCCUCAAAGAAAAUAAGACAUCAAUUUACAGGGAAAA